UAUAGUACUCCGUAUUAUAUAAAGACUAUAUAUAGAUACAUUAGCUAACCCAAAACUUCCAUUCGGCCAGUCACAAAUAGUUCUAAAAAUAUAUAUACAUAUAUAUAUCAACUGGGAAAGGUUUGAGCAAGUAGAAGAGAUAGGACCAAUUUGAGAAAAUAGCUUCGGGUCCAAUAUUACUAACGUUUCUCAUAUAAGGUCAGUACGUUUCCGCCUCAUUUUAUUUAAUGGGUAUUUUAAUACUAUCAUAUUAAUAUAAUUUUUCCGUCACUGUUCCUGAAAUGUUAUGGGGAUGAUGAAUGUUGUAUAAGUUUAGAAAUGUUAUACAUGCUCUCAAUAUGUGAGUUUCAAUUUAUAUGUAGUAUAAAUUUUAGACUCAUAUUUGAUCGUCAUUAACUAAUGUAUUGAUUUAAAAACAAAAAAAGGAGUAAGUCUAUUGGAAGUUAUAAGAAGCUAUAACUUGAAGACAUCUCCAGAAUAUGAACCGUCAUAUUAUGAUACCCGUACAUGUAUGUGAAAUGAAUAGUAUAUUUAACACAGGUGUAAUGAUAAAAUGACUUCCGGUAGCAGCAGCUACUCAAUUAAUCAAUUACUUAUUUAUUAAUUGAUAUGAAGUAUGCACGUAUAUGUAUUGUUUACAUACAUUCCACGUGCUUUAAUUAAUUACUAUUAUCAUUUAUUAGCUAGCUUAGUAGUGUUGGAUUAUUUUCAAAGAUGAAAGUUGACUUGUGUUCUACAUUGUUGGAUUAAAGUUCCAACUUCAUUAGUGGACUUGUAAUUAUGUGGCAGAUUUAGUAUGACUAUGUAUUAUUAUUAUGUAUAUAUGUAUGUAUAUAUGAUGAUAUAUAUAGUCAUAGCUUAAUACACAUACAUGUGUGACUUGGAUGACCCAUAAUGAUUAAUAUAUAUAUAUAUAUAUAUAUUAUUUUAAUAUAUAUAUGUAUGUUUAUGUAACGAGAUAAACAUGUUGGACAGUUAGUUAACUGCCAAACGGUCAAAGGACACAAGCAAUGGCAAAUAACUGCCAUGCGGCCAAAGGAUUCAACGAAUAGUCAUGUACUCCCUAUUUAUAUUACUUAAGUUUCGUUUUUCAGUGUUAGAAUUUUUCUUCUUGAUUUUUACUUCGAAAAAUAAGUAUACACAUUCUGCAGAUGUGUAUGAUACAUUAACAAGGCUAUUAGUUAUAGAGUAUUUACGAUUAGAUUAUUAAGUGCAAAUAAUCUAAUGAGGCUUCAUUGUAUCCUAAAGGCAAUUCGUUGGACCAUAUGCACUACUUUAUAUGGGACGUAUUUCGCCUAAAGGAAAGCGAUUUGAUCAUGACUUGAAGCCUGAGUAGUUCUACUCUCUAUUUUCAGUUUAUUGUUAAAUAAGUAGUUUUUCAAUAAAGUUUAGUGUUCUAGUUUUCCAACAAUCUUUAGGCGAAAUAAGUUAGUUUUUUGGAUAAUGGCGAAUCUGCAACAAUUAACCACCGACUUUGUGAAGUUGGAAAAAUUUGAAGGAGGAAACUACAUGCGUUGGCAGAAGAAGAUCAAGUUCCUGUUGUUCAAUUUGAAGGUUGAUUAUGUUCUGACCACACCAAAGCCCGAGGAAUCCGAGAGUGAAACCAUGGCUGAUGAAAAGGCGAGGAUCAAGUGGUUGAACGAUGAUGAAAUAUGCAAAGGACAUAUUCUAAAUGCUCUAUCGGAUGGUCUGUUCGAUGUGUACCAGAACACCCCUACCGCAAAGGAGCUGAGGGAGACUUUGAACAAUCGCUACUUGACUGAAGAUGUGACUAGACAAAUGAAACAGUUAAACUUAAACAUGGAUGAGACUAUUUCUGUUUCAUGCAUCCUAGACAAACUGCCUCCCUCAUGGAAAGAGUUUCGGAAAAGUCUGAAACGAAAGAAGGAAGAUAUGUCUCUACGAGACCUCGGGACACAUAUUCGUGUUGAGGAAGAGACAAGGAAACUUGAAAAAAGGGAUCAACCCGAAUCUUCCAAAAUCAAUAUGAUUGAGGAAGGAAAGCCUGGACAGAAUUCUAAACAUUCUGGAAAGAAAAGGAAGUCAAAUGAUGAUGGACCUAAGGAGAAUCACAGCAACAAAAAGAAGAAAGUCACAUGUUGGUACUGUAGUAAAGUCGGCCACAUAAAACGUGAUUGCCGAUUUUACAAUCAGAAACAUGGCAAUAAAAGCAAAGAUAAAGGCAAAGAAAAAUUUGUUGCUGUUAUCACGGAAGCCAAUAUGGUGGAAGAUGACGGUUCCUGGUUUAUUGAUUCUGGUACUACCAAGCAUGUGUGCAAGGAUAGGAGUAUGUUUACAUCCUAUGAGGCUCUUCAAGAUGGAAGUGUCAUGUACAUGGGGAAUUCUUCUACUGUUAUGAUCAAAGGUGUUGGACAAGUUGAUCUAGAAUUUACUUCUGGAAAAAUGUUGUCUAUAACUAAUGUGUAUCGUGUACCUGAUGUUAGAAAGAAUCUGGUGUCUGUAGCUCUCCUUAACAAACAUGGUUUUAAACUGGUGUUUGAGGGUGAUAAAUUUGUACUGACUAAAGGGGGGGUAUUUGUAGGAAAGGGAUAUCUGUACGGAGG
Molecule: messenger RNA, 2564 nt
Organism: Cuscuta epithymum
Lineage: Eukaryota; Viridiplantae; Streptophyta; Magnoliopsida; Solanales; Convolvulaceae
Source: the annotation of a GenBank genome assembly